Messenger RNA from Monoraphidium neglectum, 360 nucleotides. RefSeq lists its product as hypothetical. The coding region runs from base 1 to 360 and encodes 119 amino acids. Gene Ontology annotation, molecular function: ice binding. NCBI's taxonomy places the organism in Eukaryota, Viridiplantae, Chlorophyta, Chlorophyceae, Sphaeropleales, Selenastraceae. The record is from RefSeq and is a predicted model, not a curated record. The transcript has a single exon.
AUGGCGUUCUGGCUGGACGGCGAGCUGGCAGCUACAGGGCCUGCUAUUGGGCAGGCUUCGACGUCGGGCGGGGCGGCGACGGCGAUGGCGGCAGCGGCGAACGCGGCGGCGGCGGCGGCUGCGGCUUUGGCGGCGGCGGUGGCGGCGGCGGCAACAGGGGCAGCUGCUGCUGCGGCGGCGGCGGCGGCGGCGACGGCUACGGCGGCGACGGCUGCGGCGCCGGCAGCGGCAGUGGCGGCAGCGGGGGUGUCAGCGGCGGCAGCAACGGCUGUGGGGACAGAGGCGGGGGCAGCUUCGGCUGCGGAAGCGGCGGUGAUGACGGCGGAAGCGGGGCCCCCGGUGGUGGCUGGGCCGCUGUAG